CCUUUAAAAUGUGUUUAUGUUAUUUACAAUGAGUCAAAUCAUCAUGUGUCAGCACCUUUACUGUUUUAUUACUAGAAACCCCGCUCAAUUUGAGCUGAUAAUGCUCUGGCCCGCCUGGUUGUUAAACCUGUCAUAUUCAUGUCAAAUUAUAAUUAUCAUCAUGUAUCAGCACAUCUAGUAUUUUAUUACUAGAAAACCUCUCAAUCGAGUUGAUCAUUUGUUUGUUAAAACAGUUUUAUUAGGUGUAAACUCACAGAAUGGCCUUCCAGAUUGUGAUAAUGUCUCCCUGUUCAUUUAAAACCCUCAGCACCUAGAUAGCAGAGCAGAUGAUUUUUACUUAAGAUGUAUUGUCAGUAUAUGUUCUUCCUGUUUUUAUAUUGCACACACUGUAAAGCCCGAGGCAAACUUCCCACUUGGACAAUUUAGUCUGUCCUAUAACAACAACAUUCCUAGCCUCCACUACAGCUUAGUCAUGUUGGAGAGAAUGGAAACCGAAAGUUAACCCAGGCAGACAGAGAGGGGGAAAACGAAACUUAAAAGAAGGGAGGGUGCAGAUCGGCUGAUGCUGAGCUUGUAUAUAAACAGUGAUCUGUUCCCACUUUGUCAGAGGUUCAAUCCUUUGCUGCUGUGCAUCAUAUUUGAACAUUUUCAACUGAAAUCUUCAAGGUUUUCCACAGGAAUUUACUCUCAAGUGUCAGAAGAGCUCUUCCAUCAUGGAGAUAAUCAUUACUAUGUUGAACGGAUCGUCCUGCUCACUGAUCGUGCAGCCUCAGCAGACUGUGGGAUUUCUGAAGCAGCUCAUCCAAGAGAAGCUGCAGAUUCCCAUUGAGAGGCAGAGGCUGGUGUUUGUGAACGGUCAGAGGACAGAUCUGAGCGACGACACCAAGACCAUCGGCUCCUACGGCCUGCAGUCUGGCUCCAGGUUGUCCCUGCUGGUGACCGAGCCGGUCUCCAUCCAGGUGUUCCUGAGGAACGAAAAGAACCAGCUGAGCACCUAUGACAUCACACCUGACGAGACGGUGAGCGACUUCAAGCACAGGGUGCAGUGCAGAGAGGGGGUGGCAGAGAGUCAACAGAGGCUCGUCUUCCAAAGCAGAGAGAUGACUGCAGGGAAACUGUCCGAUUACAACGUUCAAGCUUUGAGCACCAUUGACCUGCUGCUGCGUCUGAGAGGAGGCAGAGCAGGGAUUUAGUCAUUCCCAGAGACUGGGUCAACACCCCAAUACAUUCCAGCCUUUAAGUUAAAAGUCCAGUGUGUUAAGUUUAGUUAAAUGGAUUUCCAUUAGGCAGAAAUGGAAUAUAGAAUAAUUAUCAUCUUUUGCCUUUUACAGCAGGAGCUGGUUCUUCUCCAUGUUGGACCAUCAUGUUUUUAAUUGACAAACUUAAUACCUUAACCCCUACUGUAGGUUCUCCUACGUGCUUGAAUGGGAAGAGCAACCUCACUGAUCGACGUUGCAAUGUCCUACACACUGUACCUUUUAAGAUGUAUGUGUUUUAAAUAGUAUGCAUAAAAUAAAAGUUGAGAUUUUAUCCAUCAUAUAUCUUGGAAUAUCUAAUUUGCUUUGUACAAAAUCAUUUGGAAAACAUUGAUAAUAAUCAUCAAAUAACCUUAAAUGACCUGUAUGCAUUCCUAAAUGUGUCAUCCUCCAAAUGAAUUGCAUUUGUGAGGGCCUGAACAUACUCCAAAAUUAACAGACCUGCAACCGCGUCAAUCCUGGUGAAAAUGUACGCGUGGAAAAGGGUCAAAAAUUGGAAGUGGGUCCUACAGGAAGACCAAGCACCAAUGGUAUUUGAACAAACUUGUCCUCGAGCUUUGGUCCGAUCAUCUUGAAACUUGGUGGUCACUGUGAACCAGUUGAGGAUCUAAAGUUAUUGAAGGUUAUUUUUAAAUGUCGCAUGGCGUACGUGAUAGGGGACGCCAAAGUUGUAAUGUAUUAUUGUUAUUUGUUUUUGGCUAUAACCUGCAACUUUGUCAUGUACACAGCAUGACCAUAUUUUAUUUUGAUAAAAACUAUUUUAGUAGGUAAAGUUUGAUUUAUGUACCUUCAAUGUCUCAUUCAUGCAUUAAAAAAUGAAUUUUGGAAUGUACAUUAAACUGAGUUAAUAAUA
Solea senegalensis (Senegalese sole) is the source of this 2109-nucleotide messenger RNA. RefSeq names its product ISG15 ubiquitin like modifier (gene isg15). NCBI's taxonomy places the organism in Eukaryota, Metazoa, Chordata, Actinopteri, Pleuronectiformes, Soleidae. Gene Ontology annotation, biological process: protein ubiquitination; modification-dependent protein catabolic process. Gene Ontology annotation, cellular component: cytoplasm; nucleus. The transcript is spliced from 2 exons. The record is from RefSeq and is a predicted model, not a curated record. Gene Ontology annotation, molecular function: ubiquitin protein ligase binding; protein tag activity. Bases 714 to 1193 code for a protein of 159 amino acids.